Messenger RNA from Plutella xylostella (diamondback moth), 664 nucleotides. RefSeq lists its product as uncharacterized. NCBI's taxonomy places the organism in Eukaryota, Metazoa, Arthropoda, Insecta, Lepidoptera, Plutellidae. The record is from RefSeq and is a predicted model, not a curated record.
UAUCUACUCUGUGAUUCCUUCUUUGUCAAUUUUGACAUUGCGUAUUUUGAAGUAUUCUUAUAUUUCUCUUUCUUGAUUUAUUUAUAAACAAAACAUUUAUUUUAGAUUAAACCUUCAACUUCAAAUAUUAUCAACAAAUUCAACAAUGAGCAAUUCGGCAGCAAAAGUUGGAGAAAUAUUCACUGAAGCAGGAGCUGCAUUCAACAAACUUGCAGAAAUGACUAUGUUAUUGCAUCCCAUGGCCGAAUCAACAACUGUUGCUCAAGUAAAAACACCAGUGAAGAGGAAGGCAGAGGACAAAUCACCAGCAGCUCACAGCAUCAGCCCGGUCCACAGUGUACACACCACUCCUCUCUCACAACAGGUUACCCUCAAUAUGCUGAAUGCUUCAGAAUCUGAAAUGGAUGUAGAAGGGAUCAGAAAUGAUGUAAAAUUGGAGUUUGAAACAAGCAAUGAAGAAGUUCCAACAUAAAAAAGUACCUACAAUAAUAUUAACCAGUAACCAUAUUAAUUCUAGAUUGACCCCCUUGUUUAUAUAACAGUUAUAAUUAGAAAAAAAAUGAUAUGGCCUCUAAAACUGUUUGUUAUUGAUGUAGACAAUAUAGCAAACCAGUCAGUUUUAAAAUGUAUAAACUUCAUUUUAUUAAAUAAGGUUUUAGAUUAA